GUUCGAUUGGUCGAUACUUCUGGCUUGAGGAAGCUGGCUGGCUGCCAGUUGAAUUUCGACGAGGAUACUUUCCAGUCGAGCACCGGGCGCAGAAUUGUGGAUCUCGACGUUAGCAGCAACGCCUUCCAGGGCGUCAUGGGCGUGCGCUGUCUCCUGAGGUGCCAAGACUGGCCGCUCCCGUCUAUGCACGAC
Molecule: messenger RNA, 192 nt
Organism: Symbiodinium sp. CCMP2456
Lineage: Eukaryota; Dinophyceae; Suessiales; Symbiodiniaceae
Source: the annotation of a GenBank genome assembly